CAGUCCUCCAGAGUAUACCUAAAUUCUGCUUUCCUUUUGACAUUACAAGGGUAACGCAAGUUGGACAACAUUUUACUUUUGUGCUUACUGACAUUGAAAGUAAGCAAAGAUUUGGAUUUUGUCGUUUAACAUCAGGAGGCAAAGUAUGUCUAUGCAUUCUAAGUUAACUGCUUGUGUUCAUGGGUCAGCCGCAUUGCUAUAUCCAAUGUACUGGCAGCAUAUAUACAUCCCGGUGCUCCCACCACAUCUCCUGGAUUAUUGCUGUGCACCAAUGCCUUAUUUGAUUGGAGUUCACUUCAGUUUAUUGGAGAGAGUCAAAAGUAAAUCACUGGAGGACGUGGUGAUGCUAAAUGUUGACACAAACACAUUGGAAACACCAUUUAAUGACCUGAGCAAUCUACCAAGUGAAGUGGUCUCGGCCUUGAAAAAUCAACUGAAGAAGCAGUCCACAGCUACUGGUGAUGGAGUAGCCAGGGCGUUCCUCAGAGCUCAGGUGGCCUUGUUUGGUUCAUACAGAGAUGCACUAAGAUACAAACCUGGAGAGCCUAUCAUUUUCUGUGAGGAAAGCUUUAUCAAACAUCGUUCCAGUUCUACUAAGCAUUUUCUGGAAACUGCAGUGAAUCUCCAACUUUUUAAACAGUUUAUUGAAGGUCGACUUGCAAAGCUUAAUGCAGGAAAAGGAUUUUCCGAUAUAUUUGAAGAAGAAAUCUCAUCAGGAAGUGGAGGAAAUUUAAGAACAUACCAUCAGUGGAUGCAUACUGUGAAGAAAGGAGGAGCCUUGAUCAACACAGCAGUGAACAAAGCUACUCCAGCUGUGAAAACAGCAUACCAAUAUGCAAAAAAUCAUGCAAAACAGGGAAUAAAAGAGGUGAAGAGUAAGUUGAAACACAAGGAAAGAGAAGAUGACUAUGGAAUUUGUAGCUCAGGUUUUUCACAAUAUGCUCCAUUCUGUACCUUUCAUAAUUCUCCAAGAGAGAACACAGAAAAAAGGCGACUUGCACAGGCACGCUUUGGGCAUUUUCCGACCAAUAUGCAUAAUAAUGACUCUGCCUUGGAUGAAGAUGCUGAUGAUGAACUAGACCCAGGAAGCAAAUUGUCAUCGGAAGACAGUGAGGAAACAUCUUACUAUUUGUAUGACAGUGACGACUCUGGGGAAUUAGCCAAAACGUCUGUUCCUCCUGGAGAAAUGGACCUGCUGGGAGAGAUUUUGGAUACACUCAGUACACAUAGUUCCGAUCAAGGGAAGCUCUCGGGGGCAAAAAGCUUGGACUUUUUUCGAUCGAUGGAUGACAUUGACUACAAGUCAAAGAAUAAAUCCAAUACUCCAAGUGAGAGCAAUCUUGCCCUACUCUGUAGUGGUUGGACAUCUGACCUGGCUACUUCAAAUCAGCGACAAGAUAACAACAUCCUCACUGAGAGGAAGCUUCCUCAAUCACCUAGGAAACACGUUCCUUCUAGCGGUUAUAGAGAAUCUGUUUUUGUGCUAAAUAAAGAAAACCCUAACCUUACCUCCAGUGCUGAUGACUUGAGCUCGCCUAAUAAUCAUCCAAAAUCUCCAGAUUCACCCCAGGAAACUAUGCAGGAACAUUCUCUGGAAACUUUGCAACUGAAGAGUAAGUGGAAUGAAACACUAAGCAGGACCUCUGCAGAUGAGAAGUCACCAAGCUUGAGUCGAAAUCCAUCUUUCCUCGUUCCAUGGGAGAGGGAAACCCAAGAUGGAAAUGAAAUUCAUGAAGAAGGUGGGCUUCUUCAAGAAGUGGUGUCAUUAUGUAAACUGACUUCUGCUUUCAAUCAAGGUUUAAACAUUUCAGGGGACAAGUUUUCCAACAGCAGUGGGAAUAAAACGUAGGAAUAUUUAUUUAUUGAGAGAUUACACGCGUGGUAAAUGACUAAAGGAAAACAACUCAGGAUAUCAUAAAAAGGAAAUAAGAGAUCUUCAGGUUUUUUAAUCUUUAGUUUUAGUUGGCCUUAUUUUUGUGUUUUUAUCCUUUUAUUUUGAGCCUAUCUCCUUUUAAUAUAUUUGCUCCACUUCAGUUCACAAUAUAAGCUUGCAUUUGGGAUGGGGCUGUAUAAGAGAACCAGGUUGAUCUAGUGGUUAAGGCACCAGACUAGAAACCAGGAGACUGAGUACUAGUCCCACCUUAGCCAUGAAAGCCAGCCGGGGGACUUUGGACCAGUCAUUUUCUUUCUCAGCCCAACCCACCUCACAAGGUUGUUAUUGUGGGGCAAUAAGAGGAGGAAGGAGUAUUAGGUAUGUUGUUGAGUUAUUUAUAAAGGCAGGAUAAAAAAAAAAUCUAAAGAGAAAAUAUGUUUACAAACAUGUUUAGCAUGCAGUCAGUUACAGCUUCAUCCUGGACAUUUCCAGUUGUAUUUCCAGCUGCCAUGUAUAAAAACCUGAAAGUCACUGCCAGUCAGUAUAUGCAAUACUGAGUUCAGGUAACAUGCCAUCUUAACUAAAGCAUUCUAGAAUCAUGGUACUAGCUUGAUUUCACAUUUAAGCCACAGCUGGUCUGUGUCAUGAAAUAGUUUUUAAUCAUUUCCUUUUCCUAUAUGCAAAAAGAAAUGUAUCAGACAGACACAUUUAUCCUUCUACAGUAUACCAGAAACCAAGAAAUGUAGCAUGACUAUUCUGGAACUUCAUACAUGAUCUGAAGGCCUUAAACUGAGAAGCGCAAAUUUAAAUACCUUAAAGGCUGAACUGUAAAUACUUGGGGGGGGGGGGGAAGCCACCAUUAUUUCAUAGCUGCAAAUGUGCUUGAGUAAAAAGAAAUGCAGCCAUUUAUCAAACAAUGGAACUCUUAAGUUUACGGAUGAUCACCAGUGUAAUAUUGUUUAUGCAGUGGUUUUAGUAAACUUGUGAGAACUUUGUUAAAUGUGCUGACAUUGCCAAGCACUACUUAUCAGUAAGAUGAGAAUUCUAAUACGUGUUUGUUCCACUUGAAGUAACACCCGUUAUUAAUGAUUGCUUGGGAUUUAUUAUAAAAUAUAUUGGUUUUAAUUUUUAGCAGACAAUGCCCCUGUCUUCCAGACUCUGAAAAAUGGUACUGUAUAUAUAUUGAAAUUUUGAAAUGCAGCAAAAAGUUUACAACUGCUUUCAGAACUUAUUCACUGAAUAUAUUUUACAUUUUGGUUUUCUUGAAAUACAUAUUUUGACCACAUUUGGAAUUUUAAUGGAAUGAACCUUUGAAAGAUGUAAUGUAUUUUAAUCGAAAAUAAUCUGUUCUUCUGGAGAUCAUGCUCUUUACAGAUAACUUUUAACAUGUUUGUAAAGUCACUGGGUUGUUGUCAAGUGUGUUGCCUAACCAAAUUCUAUACUUUUAGUUUUUUAAACAAAGGAACAGUUGCAGUAAAAAGAGAAAUACAAUAGACUCAUGGUGCAAAUCCUUUUUGGUUUUAGGCAAAUGAGUCAAAGAACCACCACAAUUUCUAGCAUUUAGGUUUAAUUUGUGAAGAGGAUGCAAUCCAUCUAUUACAAUCUUCCUACCAAUCACUGACAGCUUUUGAAAAUUGUCUUCUAAAGAAUUUAUUCAAAAUUCAGUCAUCUGGUAUACAUAUAUCAAUGUUUAAAAGCUCCUUCAGAUUUGUCACUAGAUCAGAUAUUUUGGAAAUGGUCAGAAGUGGUUUCUAGAUAUAUGUAUAAAACAGUUGACAGACUUUUAGGUCCUAUGGAAUAGUGGUCCCCAACCUUUCCAGCUUGGCAGUCCGGCGGUGGGAGAGAGGAAAUGGUUCUGUGUGAGAGGUAAGCGCACAUACAAGUGCACACAGCUCCAUUUGUGCAAGUGGUGGGUGCGCGUGAAUGCCCGCCGCUCACGCAAAUGGAGCUUUGCACAGACGCACACCGAUCAUGCAAAUAGAGCUUUGCAUGCAUGCCCACUACUCGUGCAAAUGGAGCUUCGUGCGCGUGCAUGAGCCCACCACUAGCACAAGUGGAGCUGUGUGUGGGCUGCCUCCUGGGCAUUGGGGACCCCUGCUAUAGAAAGGUCAAUUGAAUGUUCCCCCCCCCAGCACUUAUUUUCUAGAAUGCAAGGUUCUUUCUCUAUUGUAUUGUACCGUUUAUUCGUUCUCCAAGUCUGAAGGUUUAUCCAAAACAUGUUUCACUGUCUCCUAUACAAGUUUCAUUUUGCAAAAGAAGAAAAACUAUGCAUAUGCAAACUUUCCACAGCAAUUAUAAAGUGCUGCUUCUUCUUCUUUUUUU
Messenger RNA from Ahaetulla prasina, 4195 nucleotides. It is a transcript of the gene DENND1B, whose product is annotated as DENN domain containing 1B. Gene Ontology annotation, molecular function: guanyl-nucleotide exchange factor activity; phosphatidylinositol phosphate binding. Gene Ontology annotation, biological process: endocytic recycling; endocytosis. The record is from RefSeq and is a predicted model, not a curated record. NCBI's taxonomy places the organism in Eukaryota, Metazoa, Chordata, Lepidosauria, Squamata, Colubridae. Gene Ontology annotation, cellular component: intracellular membrane-bounded organelle; cytosol; nuclear speck. The transcript has 15 exons. The coding region runs from base 146 to 1849 and encodes 567 amino acids.